AUGAAAAAUUUCAUUCGCAAACUCUCUUGUAUUAGUGACUCGUCUAGUUACACUCUCGUCCGAUCCAACUCAACCAAACCGCGACAUGCCGAAUCAGUCCAGUCCGAUUAUGUGCCCGAGGGACAUGUCCCGGUGUACGUGGGAGAAGAAAUGCAGCGGUUCGUUCUCAAUGCAGAGCUACUCAACCAUCCGGUUUUUGUGAACCUCCUCAACCUAUCGGCUCAAGAAUACGGUUACAAACAGAAAGGUGUGCUUCGAAUCCCAUGUCGUGUUUCCGUAUUUGAGCAAGUUCUUGAAGCAGUUCGACUCGGUCGUCAUCCACAAAUUAUCCGCGACCUCCUUGGUUCCUUAGCCGAUGAAGCUUCUUAA
Molecule: messenger RNA, 369 nt
Organism: Lathyrus sativus (Indian pea)
Lineage: Eukaryota; Viridiplantae; Streptophyta; Magnoliopsida; Fabales; Fabaceae
Source: the annotation of a GenBank genome assembly